This is a messenger RNA of Prunus dulcis (almond), 581 nucleotides long. RefSeq lists its product as uncharacterized. The record is from RefSeq and is a predicted model, not a curated record. The transcript is spliced from 2 exons. NCBI's taxonomy places the organism in Eukaryota, Viridiplantae, Streptophyta, Magnoliopsida, Rosales, Rosaceae. The coding region runs from base 75 to 506 and encodes 143 amino acids.
UGCCACCCCCUUUCUGGUACCCCAAUUUCAUUUCAGUAAUUCUCUCUGUCUCUCACAAGAAUAGAACAUUUUUCAUGGCUCUGGCUCUGGGUAUUCCUCAAAGCUUCUUAUGCAGGACAUCAAAUGGCUCAAAGAUGAAGCUGUGCUCAAAUAUUAGCGACGGCAAAACAAGCACAUCCCAAAUCCAAACAAAGAAGCGGUGCUUGAGGUGCAACACCCUCUACACAGACAAAGACAAUUCCCCUACCGCUUGCUCCUUUCAUGGCCACACCACCGGAGAGAAGGGAUUAUUUGCAAUGGCCCCACCACACCAAGGGAUUGAUGGAGAGUGGAGUGAUAGGUCUGGAGUGAUUGUGUACAGAUGGAAUGAGAAGAGCAAGAGACCAAACACUGGAAGUGGGAAUUGGAAGAAGAGAUGGAGCUGUUGUCAAGAGUAUAAUGAAAAUGCCACACCUUGUCAAAGGGGAUGCCAUGUUUCCUAUGAUGAUGGCUUCACUUUGUAUUAGUUCGCCACAAUUCAGUUGCUUCAAAUAAUUAAUGUAUCAUCACUUGUUAAUUUAGAGUAUGUUAUAUGGUUCACA